CCUCCCCCAUCCACGCGCCUAUUCGCCUGCACUUCCUGCUGUAGAAAAGCUCUACGCAUGCGAAGUGACUCUUCCUAUUUGGUGUAGAAAGACACAAGAACAGCACAUCAUGACGGAUGUCGAUUUCCAAAGUGGGGAUUCCGGGGCCUCUUCAACAUACCCACAGCAGUGCUCUGCAUUGAGAAAGAAUGGCUAUGUCAUGAUUAAAGAGCGUCCCUGUAAGAUCGUUGAAAUGAGUACCUCCAAGACUGGCAAGCAUGGACAUGCAAAGGUUCACCUUGUAGGAAUUGAUGUCUUUACACAGAAGAAGUUAGAAGAUAUCUGCCCAUCUACCCAUAACAUGGAUGUCCCAAAUGUUACAAGAAAAGAUUACCAGGUAAUAGACGUCUCCGAAGGAUACUUGUCCCUGAUGGAUGAUGGUGGAAAUACCAGAGAGGACCUUAAACUGCCAGAUAAUGAGCUGGGCAAAGAAAUCGAAAAGAGGUUCGAUAAUGGUGAAACUUUUAUGGUCUCUGUGCUGAAAGCCUUAGAUGAAGAAAUGGUAGUUGGCACCAAGGUUGUGUCCUAAUGUGUCCAGGACGAUGCUGGAGGACCUCCCACUCUGUUCUCCAGUAUGGCUUUGAAGCCUCGCCAAAGCUACUGGCCUUCUCCCCCCCCCCCCCACACACACACACACACACACACACACACACACACACCUUCACUAGUUUCCCUGCUGAUCCACUGAAACCUGGAAGCUGGACUGGGUUAGCUUCUUCAACUUUACCUUGGGGGUCAUGGCUGACUGACAUUCUCUUCAAUCAAUGAAGUUAUUAACCUGUAGCCGACACAGCUUAACUUUGCAAUGGCUACUGAUAUUACGGCAAUUCCUGACAUUCCAGCAUCUCGUAACAUUGUAUGGGUGACUUUUUUUUUUUUUUUUUCUGUGUGCAUUGCUUUUUAAAUCCUGCAAAUUGACAUUUUUCUUUUUUGAGUUGAGUUGUCUGUGAGCAUGUAUUUUAAGGCUAGUUUACAAUUGAGAUGCUUCACCUUGCUUUCAACCUAAAUUUAUCUCUACUGGCUGACUUAACACCCCCAGCAAGCUCCAGCUCCAAUCUAAAAAUAAAUAAAUAAAAACAUAACUUCAUUGAUGGUUGGACUAUGCCUUUCUGCCUUUGACAAUUACAACAUGCAUGCACAUGCACACCUAUAAUUGACUUGUAUACAUGCCCUAGCAGCUAUUAAAAUGUAAACCGCAAACAUUUUAUUUACUGGGUCUCAAUAAGAUUGUUCUUUUGUAGCAGGUGUCUGGUGUCUCAGUUGUUCUGGAGCUGAACACACCUGGAAAAGGGUGGCUGGCUGUGGCCAUUUUCUCUUCUAUGCUUUUAAACAUUUUCCUUUCACCUGAGGCCUUUUAUGAGCGACAAAUGUAUAAAGUUUUUUUUUUUUCUUUUUGUUUUUUUUCUUUCUGAAAGAACAAAACACUGAAAACCUUAACUGUUAGCAACUUCACAGUGCUAAAGAGAAUUCUUGGCACUCAGUUGUGGAAACAAGAAACCAUUUCAUUUCUUAUAAGACAUAGCCAAAUCUAGACGGUAGUUCCUCUGUGGGUAAUCUAAAGUCUUGCUGUCAUGGAAGACCUUGGUGCUCAAGAACCGAAUAGAUGAGUGUUAUAUUUUGGGUUUGGGUGGGGGGUAGUAGUUGUAGAAAGUAAUUUUGGGAGUAGGUAGUUCAGUUUCCAGUUAAAUGGGAUUUUUAAGCAUUUUGUGCAGAGUUUGCACUCUUAAGACAGAUUGUGGCUCACAAACAUUUUUAUGAAAUAAAAGUACCAAUAUAGUGACUGGUUCUCUGUUUACAUCCACACAAAACCUAUUGGGGACAUCUGGUAAUUGUAAGAAAAUCAGAAUGUGUUUACAUGCACUGCAUUAAUGUGGUUGCUGUAGAAUCUGCAUUUACAUGCAGAUAGUCCGUUUUCUUCUCUACCUCCUACCGUAAAAUUAGUUUUAAGUGUAUUUGCGAUAUAUUUGAAGCGCAGUAGCCGGAGUUUCUUUUCCUUGUUUUGCUGAUUCGAGCAUUUGCGCUCACUGGUGGUGCAGUGAGGAGGGUGGACUCUAGUGAAGUUUCGAGAAUGCAUGUGUUAAGAAAUUUACAGAUAACCUGCUAUUCAGCUAUAGAAAUUACUUUAGACUUGUUUGUUUUAGACUGACUUUGGAUUUUAGCUAUCUUCUGCGCUGUUGUCAUAGCAAUACUUUUCUUAUUUCUAUUUCCUAGUUUUGUUUAUGAUCCUGUGCUCUUGUUAAAAAUAAAAA
Perca flavescens (yellow perch) is the source of this 2288-nucleotide messenger RNA. It is a transcript of the gene eif5a2, whose product is annotated as eukaryotic translation initiation factor 5A2. NCBI's taxonomy places the organism in Eukaryota, Metazoa, Chordata, Actinopteri, Perciformes, Percidae. The transcript is spliced from 5 exons. Gene Ontology annotation, molecular function: ribosome binding; RNA binding; translation elongation factor activity. The coding region runs from base 110 to 568 and encodes 152 amino acids. The record is from RefSeq and is a predicted model, not a curated record. Gene Ontology annotation, biological process: positive regulation of translational elongation; positive regulation of translational termination.